GCUUCGCAAAUAUCCCGUGGUUUCUCAGCAAAGGCUGAAGCAGCGCCUGGCGGAGGCGUUAGGACCCCCGAGGCAUGCGGACACAGCCAGGAAGAGGAGGGCCCCAGCCUGGGAGGGGAAGGCGAGGAUUUCGGGCUAAUCCUGGCCAUGCAUCCGCUUUCCGCUUGCAGAGCGGAAGCAGAGCCCCAAAAACCAGGCUGGGAUGGGGGCACGGGGCUGCUGAAAGCAGAGGAAAGGGGGGGGAGCCCAUGAGCACGCUGAAGUCGGAGGCUGCGAUCGAGUUGCAGACUUUGGGUUUUGCGGUUGCAAAAAGCGAGGCUGAGCUGCUCUGGGGGACCCGGCCUGGGGGGAAGCAUUUGCAGCUGGGGGAGAAGAGGCGGCCGUCCCCGGGGCCAUGUCCUCGCUGCUGUCCCUCCAGGAGGAGAACCGCAUCCUGCAGCAGGAGCUGUCGCGCCUCGAGGACCUGCUGGCUCAGAGCCGCGCCGAGCGCGAUGAGCUGGCCAUCAAGUACAACGCCAUCAGCGAGCGGCUGGAGCAGUCCCUGCGGCUGGAAGCGGGCGAGCGGGACGCGGCGGAGAGCCGGAGCCUGGCGCAGCACAACAUCGAGCUGCGGCGGCUGCUGGACGAGGAGCAGGCCGCCUACAAGCGCAAGCUGCAGGCGUACCAGGAGGGCCAGCAGCGGCAGGCCCAGCUGGUGCAGAAGCUGCAGGCCAAGGUGCUGCAGUACAAGAAGAAAUGCGGCGAGGUGGAGCAGCAGCUGCUGGAGAAGGCGACGGAGCUGGAGCAGGAGAGGCUGACGGGGCUGAUGUCCCCGCAGAGCCAGCUGGACAUCAGCGGCUCGCAGCUGGAGGAGGAGAGCAGCAACGAGCUGGAGAACGCGCUGAUCCGGCUGGAGGAGGAGCAGCAGAGGAGCAGCAGCCUGGUGCAGGUGAACUCGAUGCUGCGGGAGCAGCUGGAGCAAGCCAACGUGGCCAACGCGGCGCUGAGCGAGGACAUCCGCAAGCUGACGGCCGACUGGACGCGGGCGCGGGACGAGCUGGAGCAGCGCGAGGCCGAGUGGAGGCGCGAGGAGGAGUCCUUCAACGCCUACUUCAGCAAUGAGCACGGCCGCCUGCUGACCCUCUGGAGGCAGGCGGUGGCUUUCCGCCGCCACUUCGGCCAGCUGCGAGCCGCCACCGAGAGGGACCUGGCGGAGCUGAGCCAGGAGGUGUCCCGCGCCGGCCGUGCCGCCCACGCCGCCUGCGUGCAGCUGGGUGCCCACCUGCGGCUGGCCGAGGGCCGGGCGGGCGCCGCGCGGGAGCAGCAGGCGCAGCAGCUGGCGCAGCUGGAGGAGCAGCUGGCGGCGCGGGCGCGUGACGCCGAGCUGGAGAAAACCGCGCUCGGGGACAGGCUGGCGGAGCUGACGGCGGCCCUGGAGCGGCUGCGGGAGGAAGGUGGGGAGAAGGAGCGGGCGGUGGCGGUGCUGACGCUGCAGCUGCAGAAGAUGGAGGCCUCGCGUGCUCAGGAGCCGUCAGUGGAAGAGGUGCAGGCGCUGCGCGCGGAGGUGGAGCUGCUCCACCAGACGCUGCAGGACGUCACCCAGGCGGUGCUGGCCGAUGACCCCGGGUCCCCGACGGAGCCUCCCAGGCUCCCCUGCCGCAGCCUCUCGCCCGCUGCGGCCGCGGCCACGCUGGGGGCUGUGCACGGAGCCCUGCGGCGCCGGCACUUCCAGCUGCAGGAGGCCCGGGAGGCGUCGGGGAGCCUGCGGCGGGAGCUGGGGGACAGCGAGAGCCGGCGGGCGGCCCUGGAGCAGCGGCUGGAGCAGCUCAGCACUGAGGCUGGGGGCUGCCGGCGGGCGCAGGAUGAGGCCCUGCGCGAGGCCGCCCGCCUGCGCGCCGACAUUGAGCUCCUCCGCAGCGAGCGGGGCCGCGUGGAGCAGGCGCUGGCGGCGGAGCAGGCGCGGGCAGGGGUCCUGCAGCGCAGCGAGGCCGAGCUGCAGCGCCGCAGCCGGGGGCUGGAGGAGCAGCGGGACGAGGCCGCCCACGCCGCCGAGGCUGUGCGCCAGCAGCUGGAGCACAGCCAGCAGCAGCUGGAGCAGCUGGAGGGGCAGCGGGCGGUGGCGCAGCAGGAGCUGCUGCAGGCGCGGGAGGCGCUGAGCCAGGCCCAGCUGGAGGCCGAGGUGGCGCGGGGCGAGCGGGCGGCGCUGGACGAGGCGCUGGCACAGGCGCAGGGCAGCAGCGCGGAGCUGGAGGCAGCGCUGCAGGAGGCGCGGGCGGAGGCAGCCCAGCUGCGGGAGGCCCUGGCACGGGGCAGCGAGCUGUCGGCCAGCCUGGCCCGGGAUAAGCGAGAGCUGAGCCGGACCCUGGCGGGGCUGGAGGAAGAGCGGGAGGCUGCCGGGGAGGCGACGCGGGCGCUGGAGGGGCUGCGGGCCCGGCUGGGGCAGCUGGAGCGAGGCCGCAGGGACGUGGAGGCCGAGAGGCUGGGCCUGGAGCGGGCGCGCAGGGCGGCGGAGCGGGGCUGCGAGGGGCUGCGGGCAGAGCUGCGGGCACUGCGCGGGCAGCAGCAGCAGCUGCGGGAGCGGCUGGGGCAGGCGCUGGAGGAGCAGAGCGCGGCGGGCAAGGCGCUGGCACAGGCCCGGGGCGAGCGGGAGCGGCUGAGCGCGGCGCUGGAGCGCGCCACGCAGGAGCGCGAGGGGCUGGCCAAGGAGGCGGCCAGCGUGGCCGUGCAGCUCGCCGCCACCCAGCGCGACGCCCGCGCCCGCGGCCAGGAGGCGGACGGCCUCAGGGCGGAGAAGGCGGCGCUGGAGACCGGCCUCUUCGAGGCGCAGGAGGAGCUCGGCCAGCUCCGCGCACGCGGCCAGCAGCUGGAGGCCGAGGGCCGGGCCCUGCGCGUGGCCAAGGAGGGGCUGCAGGAGGAGCUGGGCGCCGUGCGGCAGCGGCUGGCGGCGGUGGAGCAGGAGGCGGUGACCCUGCGCGGGACCCAGGUGGCACGCGAGGACGAGCUCGAGCGGCUUCGGUGCGAGAAGCGGGAGCUGGAUGCGGAGCGGGGCCGGCUGGUGCGGGAGCAGGAGGAGCUGGCGGCCGAGCUGGCGGCGGCGCGGGCGCAGCGCGACGAGGGGCUGCUGCGUGCCGAGAGCGAGAAGCAGCAGGCGCUGGCGCUGCAGGAGGAGGAGAAGGCGGCGCUGGCGGGGACGCUGGCGGGGCUGCAGCAGAGCCUGGCCGAGGCCACAGCCGAGCUGGAGCGGCAGCGGCACGAGGCCACCGGGCGCCAUGAGCAGCAGCAGAGCUUGGCUGCGGAGCUGCACAACCUGCGGGCGCAGGCGGAGGCCGCGGCGGAGGCCCACGAGCGGGAGGCCAAGGCUCUCCGCGAGCAGGUGACGGCGGUGGCCAAGCAGCGCGACGGCGCCCUGCGGGAGGCGGAGGAGGUGCGGGCGCAGCUGCAGCUGGUGGCGGAGGCGCGGGCGGCGGGGCAGCAGGCGCUGCUGGAGGCCCAGCGGGCGGCCCAGGAGAGCCGGGAGGGCCGCGAGGCGCAGCGGAGGCAGGCGCAGGAGGCGCGCAGGGCGCUGGGCGACGAGGCCAGGGAGAAGGAGGCCCUGCGGCGCUCCAACGAGGAGCUGCGGGCGGCCCUGCGGCGCGCCGAGGGCGAGCGCAUCAGCCUGAAGCGGGCCGGCGAGGAGAAGGAGCAGCGGCUGGCGCUGCUGGCGGGCGGGCAGGCGGCGGCGGCCAGGGAGACGGAGAGGCUGCGGGGGGCCCUGCGGCAGCUGGAGCACGACCGCCUCGAGGCGCGCCGCGAGCUGCAGGAGCUGCGCCGGCAGGUGAAGGCGCUGGACAGUGAGAACAGCAAGAAGAGCAGGGAGCUGGAGGAGCUGCAGGCGCGCGUGGCCCUGGAGGAGCAGCGGGAGGAGAAGAGCCGCCGUGAAGCCUUCGGCCUCAGGAGGAAGGUGGUGGAGAGCGAGGCUGGCAUGGAGGCCACCAGGAAGGAGCUCCAGCACCUGCAGCAGAGGCUGUCGGAGGCGGAGGGCGAGUUCCACCAGCGGGAGAAGGAUCUGUCCCGCAGCCUGGAGGAGGCCCGUGGCCAUGAGAAGAAGCUGCUGGCCGAUGCCCGCAACCUGCAGCUGAAGAUGGAGGCGGCGCGGAGCGAAGCGGCCGAGCUGAGCCUGCGCCUGAGCGCGGCCGAGGGCCGGGCGCAGGGGCUGGAGGCUGAGCUGGCCCGCGGCGAGGAGCAGCGCCGGGCUGCCGAAACGCGCCUGGGCAGCCUCCAGUCCGCCCUGCGCCGCACCAUGGGCAUCGGCCGGGCCCGUGCUGCUUCCCUGGGCAAGGGCGGUGCCACGGAGGGGACGGGGACCCCUGGCUCGUCGCCGGACCCCGAUGCGGCCACCGAGCCCGAGGCGGUGCGGGCAGCCCUGCGGGAUUUCCUGCGUGAGCUGCAGGACGCCCAGCGGGAGCGGGAGGAGCUGCGGGCGCAGGUCUGCAGCCUGGGACAGCGGCUGGCAGAGGCAGAGGCGGAGCGGGACGGUGCCGGUGCCCGGGCGCUGCAGCUGCAGAAGCUGGUGGCUGAGAGUGAGGAAGGGCGGCGGGGCGCCGACGGCAAGCUGGGCAGCGCGCAGGCCGCUCUGCUGCUGCAGGAGGAGACGCUGCGGCGGGGCGAGCGCGAGCGCCGGGCCCUACUUGAGAAGGUGUCGGCGCUGGAGCGCAGCUUGCACGCCGCCGAGGGCGAGCGCCGCUCCGCCCAGGAGAAGAUGAGCAUGGUGAAAGCCAGCGAGGCCAAGCUGGAGGAGGACAAGCGGCGGCUCAAGGAGGGGCUGGAGGCUGCGGAGAGCCGCGGAGCCCGGCUGGAGCAGCAGCGGCGGGCGCUGGAGGAUGAGCUGCAGCGGGCACGGCUGGCCCUGGGCGAGCAGCAGGCGGAGGCGCGGGUGCUGCAGGACCGCGCUGAGCUGCUCCAGAGGCAGCUCGGGGAGAGCGAGCAGCGCGCCAGCGCCUUGCAGCUCUCGGUGGAGCGUCUGAGCGCGGUGCUGGCGGCCGAGGCCGAGAGCAGCUCGAAGGACCGUGCCCAGGGCUCGCCGGUGACCGACGGCAGCUCAGCCCCGCAGCGCCUGCUGCAGCUCCAAAGCGCCCUGACCGCCGGCGAGCUCGACCGGCGGAUGCUGCAGGAGAUGCUGGAUGCGGCCCGGCGGGCGCUUUCGGAGGCGCGAGAGGAGAAGAGCGCCCUGCGGGAGCAGCUGCGGGUGCUGCGGGGAGAGCGGGCGGCACUGGAGCUGCGCAAGGAGGAGCUGGAGGCGCAGGUCCGGCGGCUGCAGGAGAUGCUGUUGCAGCAGGAGGAGAAGGAGGCGGCGGCGCUGCGGGGGCUGCGGGCAGAGAAGCGGGGGCUGCAGGAGCGCGUGGGCAGCCUGCAGAGCUCCCUGAGCCAGCUGGAGGCCGAGCGACGCGAGGCUGAGCGCUCCUCCCUGCGCCUCGAGAAGGACAACAGCGCCCUGAAGAAGACCCUGGAGAAGCUGGCGCGGGAGAAGCUGAAGACGCAGGAGGACUCGCUGCGGCUGGCGGUGCAGAAGGGCCGCCUGCACCGCUCGCUGGGCACGGCCGAGCAGGAGCUGGCGGAGGCGCAGAAGCACAUCCAGGUGCUGCGGGGCCGCCCAGUGCCUGGUUUUGGGGUGACCCCCCCCCCCCCCCGGCACUCACCCAGGCGCGGGUGUCGGUGCUGGAGCAGAGCCCCGGGGCGGCGCAGCAGCAGCAGCAGCGGGCGCUGGAUGCCCAUGACCGUGACCACCACCCCCUGGAGCAGCAGGUCGCGCUGCAGCAGGAGCAGGAGGCGCAGGAGCCCCGCCGCCACCCCAGCAGCAUUUAGGGCAGCCGUGGGGCCGAGCAGAGACCGGCGCGACUCAGCUCACGGGUGAGGGGCCCGCUGUGCUCAGAAAACACCUGUGGUUUUUUUUCUCGACGUUCCCAAAUCCCACUCUUUUACAAAAAGAAAAAGCAUUGUGUUGCCGCUGAGACAACACUAGCAUAUUUUUGAUACAGGUAGGGUUUUCCCCCCAUUUUUUCUACUGCAGUUUUUUUAACCAGGGAUUGGAAAUAGGACUUUCUGUAGUCCUGGGUGCCAUGUGCACAUAACGGGAGCAGCAGGAGGGCCGUGGUACCUGAGCUUCCAGUGCUGGCCCUGUGGCGGGAUGCUCAACGGCUCCUAACUUUUCCUAACACACUCCUCUUUUUUUUUAACAAAAACUAGUUUGUGCCAGUUUUUUGCACAAGUUAUGCAGGACAGGGACUGUUAUUUUUUUUUUCUACCACUAUUUUUGGAGACUGUUUUUGUUUCUUUUUUUUUACUGGUGCUAUUGGGGUCCGAAUUUGGAGCUUGAGCCAGCAGCAGGCGUGAGCGUGGCCCCAACCCUUGUCCAUCCCAUCUAACCCUCUAUUAAAUGUGCAGAAACCCA
Cygnus olor (mute swan) is the source of this 6406-nucleotide messenger RNA. RefSeq names its product ciliary rootlet coiled-coil, rootletin (gene CROCC). The transcript is spliced from 36 exons. The coding region runs from base 395 to 5869 and encodes 1824 amino acids. Lineage: Eukaryota; Metazoa; Chordata; Aves; Anseriformes; Anatidae. The record is from RefSeq and is a predicted model, not a curated record.